AUACAUGGUAAUUACAAUUAUGUAAUAUGUGGAUCCUUUCAGUGCCACUUGUGUCUCGUGUACUUCCUUCUGAUGUUUGUAAAAUACAUAAAAGUGGAGCAUCUAUUAGAAUGGAUACCACUUUAGUAGAUUUUAAUGACAUGAGAUGGGAAAGAGGUGACAUAUCAUUCAUUUUUAACGGUGAUCAAAAGCCAAGCAAAUCAUUAGCAGUACUUGAUAACAAAGCAAAACGUUAUCAACAAGUGGUUUGUGAGGGAACAGAGGCAGAAAUACAAGACGAAGUUGAUAUUCUUAUGUCUAGCGAUAUCAUGGCGGCACAAAUGUCAACAAAAAGCAUUACACUUUCAAAAGCUCAGACAGGCUGGAUAUUUCGUGAAGACAAAAGGGAGAUGGUAGGACCUUUCCACGCGGAUUUUUACCAAAUCAAUGGAAUGGUUUUGGAAAGUAGAAAACGGCGAGAACAUUUAAGCGAAGAAGAUUUGCAAAAGAAUAAGGCUAUUAUGGAGUCAUUAACAAAAGGAAGUUCACAGGGAUUUGCUAAUGGAAAGCCUCAUGUUAGAAGAGCAUCGUUAAACCCACCACCGGAAUCAGAUAUUACUUGGGAAGAGUAUAUUAUGGCUCCACCUGGUCAAUGUCCGCUACUUGGGAGGAAUCUUGUCUACAAGGAAAGUAGUAAAUCUUUCAAAGCAACAGUUGCCAUGAGUCCAGAUUUUCCACUAACUGUCGAUAUGUUACUUAACGUUUUGGAAGCAAUAGCGCCGUUCAAACAUUUUAGUAAACUGCGAGAGUUUGUUCUUAUGAAAUUGCCGCCAGGGUUUCCCGUUAAGAUUGAUAUACCCAUUUUACCCACAGUGACAGCAAAAAUCACAUUUCAAGAGUUUGCCUUUUGCGAUAAUAUAGAUCCGAAAUUAUUUCAAAUACCGCCAGAUUACAUUGAGGAUCCUAUGAGAUUUCCAGGCUUAUGACAGCUUUAUAUGAUAAACAGAACUCAAGUCAAUUAUCACAUUGAAGAGAAAGACAUUUACAAAAAAUUGUUUGCAAAUAACCAUUUGGCUUUUGAAUUAUUUCAAAUAUAUGGCUGCCAGGAUGGUCUCCCUAAAAGUUACAAAGUACUUUUUUAAAAAAGAAUGCUUUGACUUGGAAGGUGAAAUAUAGCAUACAUUCUUGACGAUAAAUAUGCACAGCAACAGUUCAAGGGACGGCAUACAUUAUUUAUAAAAUUGUGUGCUAAAGAAGAAAGCAACUUAGACUUAUGCACGUUGAGAUAUACAUUCUACACUGCGGACUGGAUCAAGAAUACAUCUUACUUUACUUCAGUUUCAGUUAUGAAUUUCUUUUUGCAUUUAGUAACUGAUAUUAAAAAAGAAAGUAUUUUAGUUCUACCUACAAAUGUUUAUAAUAUUCAUUUAUUUUAUUUCUUUUGAUCAGUGUAUUUUUGAUUACUAGCAAGUUUCUUGUGGAAGCCAGUAUUAUAAAUAAAUUCUUUUUGGAUAUCAUG
This is a messenger RNA of Ceratina calcarata, 1498 nucleotides long. Its product is annotated as ankyrin repeat domain-containing protein 13C-like. NCBI's taxonomy places the organism in Eukaryota, Metazoa, Arthropoda, Insecta, Hymenoptera, Apidae. Gene Ontology annotation, biological process: protein retention in ER lumen. Gene Ontology annotation, cellular component: cytoplasm. The transcript is spliced from 5 exons. The record is from RefSeq and is a predicted model, not a curated record. Bases 27 to 965 code for a protein of 312 amino acids. Gene Ontology annotation, molecular function: signaling receptor binding.